This is a messenger RNA of Ricinus communis (castor bean), 5355 nucleotides long. Its product is annotated as putative ABC transporter C family member 15. Gene Ontology annotation, biological process: transmembrane transport. The transcript is spliced from 11 exons. Gene Ontology annotation, cellular component: plant-type vacuole; vacuolar membrane. Bases 457 to 4962 code for a protein of 1501 amino acids. Gene Ontology annotation, molecular function: ATP binding; ATP hydrolysis activity; ABC-type transporter activity. Lineage: Eukaryota; Viridiplantae; Streptophyta; Magnoliopsida; Malpighiales; Euphorbiaceae. The record is from RefSeq and is a predicted model, not a curated record.
UGAAAAUGUAAUGAUGCGAAGAAGACAAAAGAAGAAAGCACAAAGGGAUCAUCAUCAACAACCACUCUCAGUGGGAAGUGAGUUUUUUAUCAUUUGGAUAUCUUCAGAAUACAAUUUGAACCUGAGGCAGCCAAACUCCACUUCCCUUCAUCAAUAUCAUUUGUAAAUCUAAUGUGUCAAAGAAUCACGUGAUGUAGAAAAGCCACUCCCACACAUACAAACAACGAAAACUCCUAAAGCCUAAGGCUUUCUGUCAUCACCUUUCUUUCUUUUCUUUUCUUUUUUUAUAUUAUAUUAUAUUUCUCCCCCAUCCCCAUUUGUUUUCCCUUAUUAAAAAAGAAAAAGAAAAACCACACCGAACAACUCCUCUCCUCUCCUUCGGACGUAUUAUUAUAUGCACACUACUGCUUGUUCAAAGUUCUGCAGCUUUCAACUCUGGAUUUCUCAGCAGCAGCCAUGUUUCUUGAUAACAUGUUGCAUUUUCACGCUGCUACCACUACUAAACUUAAGCUUCUAUUUGAGAUGGCAUGGUCACAGCUGGAGUCACCCUGUUUGUGGGAGCACACAAGCAUACUUGUACAACUUGGGUUCCUCGGAUUCUUAGUAUUCUAUUUCCUACGAAAAUGUGUUGGUAAAGCAUGCAAAAGGGGGUCAAAAGUCCCAGAUCAAAGCACAGACAAGUAUUCCUCCAUUCAAGUGAAAUCCAGCAUGGUUUAUAAAGCCUGCAUCGUUUGUUCCACUUUGGUGCUGGGAGUCCAUUUCUCGCAGCUACUGAUGCUCGUAAAUGGUCAGGAAACCCAAUGUAAAUCCAAAGGUGUAUCACUUUCGUCUCAGAUCAUGCAAGUAGCAUCAUCCACAAUUACAGUAAUUGCAGUAUUCAGGAUCCUGAAUCCCAAGGUUCCAUGGAUUCUAAGAGUAUGGUGGGUUUGUAGCUUCUUGUUAUUCCUCACCCGCACAUUUCUAGAUACCUACUUGCGAAAUGCAAAACAUGAGCGCCUCGGAGCGCGAGACUACACAGACUUCUUGGCUGUCCUCUCAUCCACCUUCUUGUUGGGUGUUUCACUCCAUGGGAAGACGGGCAUAGUAUUCCAUUCACCCAAUGCUACCACCCAACCAUUACUUGUUCAAGGAAAUGAGAGGGAAUCUCCGUAUGGAAAAGCUACUCUUCUCCAGCUCAUUACCUUCUCCUGGCUCAAUCCAUUAUUUGCUUUUGGUAUCAAGAAACCUCUUGAACAGGAUGAAAUCCCAGAUGUUGACAUCAAAGACUCUGCUGGAUUUCUGUCCCCGGCCUUUGACCAGUGCCUAGAUCAAGUUAAGGAGAAAGACAGAACCACAAGCCCCUCUAUCUACAAGGCUAUUUUCUUCUUCAUCCGAAAAAAAGCAGCAAUUAAUGCCUUAUUUGCAGUUACCAAUGCGGGAGCAUCAUACGUCGGCCCAUACCUUAUCAAUGACUUGGUAAAUUUUCUGACCCAGAAAAAAACCAGGAGCCUAGAGAGUGGUUACCUUCUUGCACUAGCCUUUCUAUGUGCCAAAAUGGUGGAGACAAUAGCCCAGCGCCAAUGGAUAUUUGGUGCCCGCCAGUUAGGCCUUCGCCUUAGAGCUGCUUUGAUAUCUCAAAUUUACAAAAAGGGCCUUCUUUUGUCGAGCCAAUCCCGCCAAAGCCACAAUAGUGGAGAAAUCAUUAACUAUAUGAGCGUAGACAUCCAAAGAAUCACAGAUUUCAUAUGGUAUCUGAACAUUGUCUGGAUGCUGCCUAUACAGAUUUCCUUAGCCAUUUUUAUUCUGAGGACAACCCUAGGUUUGGGAUCAUUGGCAGCAUUAGCCGCAACUUUCACAGUGAUGAUGUGCAACAUACCCAUUACAAGAAUACAAAAAAGAUACCAAUCUAAGAUCAUGGAAGCCAAGGAUAAUAGAAUGAAAGCCACUGCAGAAGUGCUUCGAAACAUGAAGAUUCUGAAACUUCAAGCAUGGGACAGUCAAUUCCUACACAAGUUAGAGAGUUUAAGGACCACAGAAUACAACUGGCUGUGGAAGUCCCUAAGACUUUCUGCAAUUUCAGCUUUUGUCUUCUGGGGAUCACCAGCAUUUAUCUCUGUGAUAACUUUUGGUGCAUGCAUGCUAAUGGGAAUUCAACUCACAGCUGGAAGAGUUCUAUCAGCAUUGGCUACCUUUCGCAUGUUGCAGGACCCCAUUUUCAAUUUACCUGACUUGCUCUCUGUGAUUGCACAGGGCAAAGUCUCAGCAGAUAGAGUGGCUUCCUACCUUCAGGAAGGUGAAAUUCCGCAUGAUUCUACUGAGUAUCUUCCGAAAGAUCAAACAGAGUUUGAGGUUGAGAUUGAUGGUGGAAAAUUCAGCUGGGACCCUGAGUCAAGCGUACCAACCCUUGACGGAAUAAAGUUGAAAGUUAAAAGGGGGAUGAAAGUGGCAAUAUGUGGGACAGUCGGAUCAGGCAAGUCCAGCUUGCUCUGUUGCAUUUUGGGAGAAAUACAGAAGCUAUCAGGGACAGUGAAGAUCAGUGGUACAAAGGCUUACGUUCCUCAAUCUCCAUGGAUACUGACAGGGAACAUCAGAGAAAAUAUCCUGUUUGGGAAUCCUUACGACAGUGCCAAGUAUUCUAGAACAAUUAGAGCAUGUGCUUUGACAAAGGAUUUUGAGUUGUUCAGCUGCGGUGACCUUACAGAGAUUGGAGAAAGAGGAAUAAAUAUGAGCGGGGGACAGAAGCAAAGGAUACAGAUCGCUCGUGCAGUUUACCAGGAUGCUGAUAUAUAUCUACUUGAUGACCCUUUCAGUGCCGUAGAUGCUCAUACAGGCACCCAACUCUUUCAGGAAUGCUUAAUGGGAAUUCUCAAAGACAAGACUAUACUUUACGUUACCCAUCAAGUCGAGUUUCUUCCUGCAGCAGACCUCAUUCUGGUGAUGCAAAAUGGAAGAAUAGCAGAAGCUGGAACUUUCGAUGAACUUCUGAAACAACAUAUAGGAUUUGAAAUUCUAGUUGGCGCUCAUAGCCAAGCCCUAGAGUCAGUUCUUAAAGUAGAAAAUUCAAGAAGAACAUCAGAAAAUCCAGUACCUAACGACGAAUCCAAUUCAGACUCCACUUCAAAUGCAAACCUUUCAAGCACGCGACAAGAUUCAAACUCCGAUCUCUGUAUAGAGACAAAAGAGAAGGGAGGAAAACUGGUGCAAGAUGAAGAAAGAGAAAAAGGAAGCAUUGGAAAAGAAGUUUACUGGUCAUAUAUAACCAUCGUGAAACGUGGAGCCUUGAUUCCUAUUAUACUCUUGGCACAGUCAUCAUUCCAAGUGUUGCAGAUUGCUAGUAACUACUGGAUCGCAUGGGCUUCACCUCCUACAAGUGAAAGUGAACCAAUAAUUGGAAUGAACGUCAUAUUACUGGUUUACAUGCUACUUUCCUUUGGAAGUUCAAUAUUUGUACUGGUUCGGGCCAUUCUAAUAGCAAUAGCAGGACUUGCAACGGCACAGAAGCUCUUCACCAACAUGCUGCAUAGUAUACUCCGGGCUCCUAUGGCAUUCUUUGAUUCUACCCCAGCUGGACGAAUCUUGAACAGAGCAUCUAUGGACCAAAGUGUGCUAGAUUUGGAAAUGGCAACCAAACUAGGUUGGUGUGCUUUCUCAAUAAUACAGAUACUAGGGACCAUUGCAGUAAUGUCCCAGGUUGCGUGGGAGGUAUUUGUAAUCUUCAUUCCAGUAACAGCAAUCUGCAUAUGGUACCAACAAUACUACAUACCAACAGCUAGAGAAUUGGCCCGCUUGGCAGGAAUACAGAGAGCUCCAAUUCUUCACCACUUUGCAGAGUCACUAGCAGGAGCAGCCACGAUUCGUGCUUUUGAUCAAGAAGACCGUUUUAUUAAAGCAAACCUUGAUCUUAUAGACAGCCACUCAAGACCAUGGUUUCAUAAUGUAUCAGCAAUGGAAUGGCUUUCGUUCAGAUUGAAUCUACUGUCCAAUUUUGUGUUUGCAUUCUCAUUGGUUGUGCUGGUAACACUUCCUGAAGGAAUAAUCAGUCCAACCAUUGCAGGAUUGGCAGUUACAUAUGGAAUUAAUUUAAAUGUUCUGCAAGCAUCAGUUAUAUGGAACAUUUGCAAUGCUGAAAACAAGAUGAUCUCUGUAGAAAGAAUUCUUCAGUACUCAAAUAUAAAAAGCGAAGCACCCCUUGUGGUUGAAGAGUGCAGACCUCCAAACAACUGGCCUGAAGUAGGAGAAAUAUGCUUCCAGGAUUUGGAGAUUCGUUAUGCAGAACAUCUGCCAUCUGUCCUGAAAAACAUUAACUGCAGAUUUCCAGGAGGGAAAAAAGUUGGUGUAGUAGGAAGGACAGGGAGUGGGAAAUCAACCCUCAUACAGGCCAUAUUUAGAAUAAUAGAAGCGAGAGAGGGAAGAAUUAUAAUUGAUGAUGUGGAUAUAUCAAAGAUAGGACUUCAUGAGUUGCGGUCAAGGCUCAGCAUCAUCCCACAGGAUCCGACAUUGUUUGAGGGAACGGUGAGGGGAAAUCUUGAUCCACUAUAUCAGUACACUGACCAUCAAAUAUGGGAGGCUCUGGAGAAAUGUCAGCUGGGUGAUUUGGUGCGCUCGAAAAGUGAAAAGCUGGAAGCGAUAGUGAUUGAAAAUGGAGAAAACUGGAGUGUGGGGCAGAGACAGUUAUUGUGUCUGGGAAGAGCCCUGCUAAAGAAAAGCAGCAUACUGGUGAUGGAUGAAGCAACAGCGUCGGUGGAUUCGGCAACAGAUGGAGUCAUACAGAAAAUAAUUAGCCAAGAGUUCAAAGAUAGAACGGUGGUGACAAUAGCUCACAGAAUCCACACAGUAAUAGAAAGCGAUCUCGUAUUGGUUCUUAGCGAUGGAAGAGUUGCAGAGUAUGAUACGCCGGAAAGGCUGCUGCAACGGGAAGAUUCAUUCUUUUCAAAACUCAUCAAAGAAUACUCCAUGAGGUCACAGUCACAGCUCAGUAAAUGAACCAACCACUAAAGUAAAGCCUCCAGUUGAUCCGAACAUAUAUAUAUAUAUAUAUAUAUAUAUAUAUAUAUAUAUAUAAAUCAAGGAUAGAUAGACUUAGACGUAGACCAAAAGGAAAAGGAAAAGGAAAAUUAGAAAUAUGGUCAGCAAUGGUAGCAGUAGCAGAGUAAAAGAAAAGAAAAGAAGUGAGUGGGGAUAUCAUGGGAGAAGUGUUACUCUCAAUAAAACUAUAAGUUGCAGAAGAGAAGAGAAGUUGAUCAAAUUGGGAUUGCAGAAAUAUCAAAAUAAACAUGUUUUGUAAUGUAAUUGUAUGUGAUGGAUCCAGCAGCAGGCUGCAAGUGUAACUCUUUUUAUUACUAUUAUUGAAUAAAAACAAGCAUUAUCCAUCAUUUA